CAAACAAGAAGAAGAGGGAUGUUUUAGCCCUGCCGGCGUUGAGUUCUGAUAUUUCCUACAUCCCCUGACAUACCCACCAGCUGGAACCCUCCUGCAGCUGAAGUGAACCUCCAGACAUCCUCUUCUCUCCUCUCCGGGUACCAGACAACUUCAGCCGGCCAUGGCGCAGAGAAACUUCUUCGUGGGGGGGAACUGGAAGAUGAACGGGAACAAGGAGAGCCUGGAGGAGCUGAUCUCCACCCUGAACACCGCCAGCCUGCACGACCAGACCGAGGUGGUGUGUGGAGCCCCCUCCAUCUACCUGGAUUUCGCUCGCUGCAUGCUGGAUCUCAGGUUCGGAGUCGCAGCUCAGAACUGUUACAAGGUGGCCAAGGGAGCCUUCACAGGGGAGAUCAGUCCGGCCAUGAUAAAGGACUGCGGGGCAGAAUGGGUGAUACUUGGACACUCUGAGCGCCGCCAUGUUUUUGGGGAAAGUGACGAGCUGAUUGGUCAGAAGGUGGCCCACGCUAUGGAGAGUGACCUGAGUGUGAUCGCCUGCAUCGGGGAGAAGCUGGAGGAGCGGGAGGCUGGCACGACAGAAGAAGUUGUCUACGCUCAGACGCAGGUCAUUGCAGAGAAUGUGAAUGAUUGGGGGAAAGUGGUGCUGGCGUAUGAACCUGUGUGGGCCAUCGGCACAGGCAAAACAGCGUCACCUGAACAGGCUCAGGAGGUCCAUGAGAAGUUGAGGGCGUGGCUCAGAUCCAACGUGUCAGACGACGUGGCCGACUCUGUGCGCAUCAUUUACGGAGGUUCAGUAACGGCUGGUAACUGCAGAGAGCUGGCGUCACAGAACGACGUGGACGGCUUCCUGGUGGGCGGAGCCUCUCUGAAACCAGAGUUUAUUGAAAUCAUCAAUGCACGCGCGUAACGGACACAGCAAUUCGGACCAUCGGUCGGCCCUUCAGAUUGACAACAUGUCUCUGUAAACUGGUCUGACUGAUCAGCAGGUUCGAAAUAAAUGUUUAUUUUGCUAAAUAUAUGUUAUGAAAUAGGUCAAAUGUAGGGCACUGGAAUUAAAUUAAAGUUAGAUAUCUUUAUUUUUUCUGGUCUUUGGUUGUCAUAUGUUGGAUUGUCCUCUUUAAUGUAUUGCUCUGGAGUAUUUUGAUGUUCUGAAUUGUGUUUUAAACUCUGUUUUAAUGUUGCAUUAACAAUGCACUCUCACCCAUAUGCACUAACAGUUACUUCAGGGCCCUUGACGAUAAAAGCUUUUAACAGAAUAUACUGUAUAUAUAUAUAUAUAUAUAUAUAUAUAUAUGUAUAGAUAUAUAAAACUAAAACUAUAUCUGACUGCUUGUACUCAGCUUUGAGGAGUAAAGACUUUUAUUGUGAAGUUUAUACCAAUAGGCACCAAAGAUUGAUGUAGUAAUCACUGCACACUGCUGCUGUAUGUUUAACCCUUUGUGUCCCAUGUUUAUCAUAAAAACUGAAAGAAUAACUUAAUAAAACGUGAAACUCUUAAAUAUGUUUAGUAUUGUUUGCUUUGCCCUAUUUUGCUUUCUGAAUGUUUCCCUUUCCUGUGGUAUGUUAUAGUUUUUUUUGUCCAUGUGAACGCUCUGCAAAGGCUAAAAUUCCAAUUCUCUCUCACACACUUGUUUGUUUUCUUCUGAAACAUAAUGACAUCAGUAUGUAACAAUCGCGCUUUCUUUGGCUGGCAUAAUUUAUAGCAGUUA
Molecule: messenger RNA, 1709 nt
Organism: Eleginops maclovinus (Patagonian blennie)
Lineage: Eukaryota; Metazoa; Chordata; Actinopteri; Perciformes; Eleginopidae
Product: triosephosphate isomerase
Exons: 7
Coding region: 161-907 (248 amino acids)
Biological process (GO): gluconeogenesis; glycerol catabolic process; glyceraldehyde-3-phosphate biosynthetic process
Cellular component (GO): cytosol
Molecular function (GO): triose-phosphate isomerase activity
Source: RefSeq, a predicted model, not a curated record